Lathyrus sativus (Indian pea) is the source of this 402-nucleotide messenger RNA. The record is from the annotation of a GenBank genome assembly. Lineage: Eukaryota; Viridiplantae; Streptophyta; Magnoliopsida; Fabales; Fabaceae.
AUGAAGAUAUAUCUUCCUGGAACUGUUAGACAGUUGGAAACAUUGCCGAUUAUUACAGAGGACGGAUCCCAAUUGGGUAACAAACGGAAAUUUCACCGACUUUUUUGGGCAUUUGAACCGUGUAUCCGUGGUUUUACUCACUGUAAACCAAUUGUGCAAAUUGACGGAACCUGGUUGUACGACAAGUACAAAGGGACUUUGUUGAUGGAUGUGGCACAAGAUGGAAAUGGUAACAUUUUCCCGAUAGCAUUCGCAUUGGUUGAAGGAGAGACAAAGGAUGGUUGGAGUUUCUUUCUCAGGAAUUUGAGAAUGAACAUGACCCCCCAGGCCAAUCUUUGUCUAAUAUCUGACCGACAUCCAUCAAUCAAGAGUGCUUAUGAUGAUCCUAAAAAUGGGUGGUAG